GCGGGUCCCUGAGCAGGAACAUUCCCCAGCACACCAUCUCACUCUGCCCAGUUCGAUCGGCAACGGGAGCGGAAAGAGGAAAGCAGAGAGCCCCAAGGCAGUAGCCCCCACCACCGCCGGCCCAGGUUACCAUCUAGCACCGGGAAACAUAGCAGAGAGCCGCCGCCGGCAGAAGCCAUUACCAACCAGUAGUAACCAUGAGCAGCGAGGCCGAGACACAACAGCCGCCCGAUGCCGCUGCCGAUGCGGAGAGCCCAUCGAGCCCGGCAGCCGAAGCUUCCGCGGUGGAUAAGAAGGUCAUCGCAACUAAAGUCUUGGGUACAGUCAAAUGGUUCAACGUCAGGAAUGGAUAUGGUUUCAUCAAUAGGGAUGAUACAAAAGAGGACGUUUUUGUACACCAGACAGCCAUCAAAAAGAACAACCCGAGAAAAUACCUUCGCAGUGUUGGAGAUGGAGAAACUGUGGAGUUUGACGUAGUUGAGGGAGAAAAGGGAGCAGAGGCGGCAAAUGUCACCGGCCCAGAAGGCAGUGCAGUCCAGGGUAGUAAGUACGCUGCUGACCGGAACCGCUUCAGGCGCUAUCCCCGAAGAAGGGGCCCUCCCCGCGCUGGAGAAUAUCCAGACAACUACCAGAGUGACGGAGAGGGUGAGCCAAGCAACGGAGGUCGUGAAAAAGGCAGCCGAGAUGGGGGAGAGAGCGCCCCUGAAGGAGAAUCCCAGCCACAGCAGCGCAGACCCGCUUAUCCCGGCAGACGGCGCUACCCUCCAUACUUUGGAGGCGAGGGCGACGAGAGCCAGGGAGGUCCUGAUCAAGGCAAACAACCAGCGAGGCAGAGCUACUACAGAGGCUUCAAACCAAGGGCUCCACCCCGCCCCAGACCGGCACAGGAAGGCGAGGAGGACAAGGAGAAUCAGGGAGGCGAAGGUGGUCAAAACCAACAGCCCCGCCAGCGUCGCUAUCGCCGCAACUUCAACUAUCGCCGCAGACGUCCACAGGCUGGCGACAAACCCGGCCCAGAAAACAAGGAGGCCAAGACAGGAGGUGACCCACCUGCAGAGAAAACGUCCGCUCCCGAGGCCCAGCAGGGUGGGGCUGAGUAGGAAACAACCUGCCCACCGGCACCUACCAUCGUUUACCAUCGUCCGGUUUUUUUGUCAACAAGAAGAAACAUCAAACAAGAUCUGAGCAAUAAAGAUUUGACUUGACGAUCGUCACAAGCUUGCACCAUGCAUUUGACCAGAUUACCACCGAUUGCCUGCAGAAUCUAUGCAGACUUGUUUUUUUUUUCCAUUAUUUUUAUGUGACAGCUACAAAAAGUUUUGGGGAAACAGCAAAUGUUUUUCUAAAUCUGUCCUAAGUUUUUACACCAAAUGGUUUUUAAAGAAAAAAUAGAAUUUGAUAUCUGGUCAGUUUGACAUUUUUAAAUAACUUUUUAUGUAUUCAAACAUUUUAACAAAAUGCAAGCUCAAAUAAAAAUCCAGAAACCAGGA
This is a messenger RNA of Gymnodraco acuticeps, 1490 nucleotides long. It is a transcript of the gene ybx1, whose product is annotated as Y box binding protein 1. The transcript has 8 exons. Bases 198 to 1100 code for a protein of 300 amino acids. NCBI's taxonomy places the organism in Eukaryota, Metazoa, Chordata, Actinopteri, Perciformes, Bathydraconidae. The record is from RefSeq and is a predicted model, not a curated record. Gene Ontology annotation, cellular component: nucleus. Gene Ontology annotation, molecular function: nucleic acid binding. Gene Ontology annotation, biological process: regulation of gene expression.